UUUUAAUGUCUAAUCUCAGCCUACUCCCUUUCAAUUUGAGUCUAUUCCCCUCGUCCUCUCUUGUAGACAGUGUUGGCCCAUCUUUCCUGAAAACUUUCUUUCAGUUCCCUUCAGGGGGCAUUCACGAUGAGCCACAACUGCCCGACCUUCCCAGCUGUCCCUGCAAAACCUUUUGCGCAAAGGGAACAUGGGUUGUAUGAGCAUGUCACAAAAAUCCCAGGGACAAACGCCACCCGUGUGCUUUGCAACAGUUUAUGCAUGUGAGCAUCCCUGCAACUUACAUGCAGGCCUAAGGGGGCUGCAGCUGGACAAAAUCUUGCCUUUUUUUUUUUUUUUUAACUUUAGAUAAAAAUAUUAAAUUUCCUCACUAAUCUUAUUAAGCUAUCAUAAUCACCAGAAUUCACUAGCAUUUACAAUAAAAACUCCCACUGAAAGUGAACAGACUUUAAAAUCUGUUUGUGGUGGGGUUUUUUCCCUUAGUGUGAGUUCAGAAAAAAAGUUACAGUCAGAUCCAGUAAUCCUGGAGGUCCCUUCCAAAUCUUAACAAUUGUCAGAUUUUAAUCUAUAAAUUAUUAAUUCAUUAUGAUUAGAUUCCUUGUAUGAAUCACCAGAAAUAAAGUUUGGGAUUCUUUGUAACUGUCAAUAUAGCAACGCAGACAGUGAAACACCCCUGUGCCUAACUCCUGCUCAGCAAUUUAAAAAAACAAAGUAAAUAUUCAAGCAAUAUUUUUUUCCUCUCAGAAUGGAAGUAAUAAAGAUGAGGGAAAUGUCACUGGGCAUAUUUCCACUGAUGUUAUAUACAGCGUUCUUUAUAUCACACACAGAAUUAUCCUAUCAGCCUUUGUUGAGAACCUAAACCUGUCACUUUUACUUUUGUAUGAGUAAGUGCUCAGGACUCCAUUAAACAUUCAGAUAGUACUUUUUUUUUUUCCUUUUGACUUUAAAAAUGCAAAAUGAAAGACUACAGCAUUAAAAUAUGAUAUCUUUAUUUGAAACUGUUGACAUUCUGAAACUACAAUUCAGAACUGGAAAUAGAAAAGCUGCAUAUGAAAAGGUCAGCUUUCAACAAAAAUGUCCAUUUUGAUGAAAUCUUGUCCUUUUCUUCAGGAAAAGUUCUAUCAAAAAUGUUCCAUCAGAUCCAUAGUGUGUUGGCCCACUUCAGUCUUUAGCCCUGAAUGUAUUUUGUCUUGUAUUAAGAUGAAAUGGAAGAAAACCUCUGGUAUGGGAUCAGGGUGUUGGCAGAGCUCACUGAUCUCAGUCCUAGGACUGAGAUCCCAGGGCACAUCAAAUAGAAUUUUAUGGCAAUUUAAAGUAGAGAUGUACUAGAUUUAGGUUAUAAAGCAGUACUCUCCUAACAGAAAAUGUGGGGUUUUAGGAACAGCACAGUAACACACAACCAUGAUGACUUUAAGAAAAAUUUGAGUGGUAAGAGGAGAGCAAAAUCAUUGCUUUCCACUACCCUUCAAUAAGAAAAGUUCUACCUGGGUUUGAAAAGUACUAUGCUAAGUUUCUUCUCUUGACGAGAGAUGGUGUGUAAAUUUUGCCACUUCAAAAGCAUCAUAAAGUAUCUCAAAAAAUUUACAUAAAGGAAGGGAAUUGACAGAGGAGCUCAUUGAAGUGUAAGAGCCAAAACUUCUUUAAUGGCCUUGCUCACUUUUCUCCCUCUUCCCUUUAACUGACUAAAUUUACUCAAGUACCACCUGUUUUGAAAGACAGAAUAAAAUAUCAAAGUAUUUAAGAACUACAAUGAAAAUAACUGAUUUCUGCAGUUUGGAUUAGUAAUUAGUAUUCAUUUUUCAGUUGCAAACAUGUUUAAUUCCUUUCUUUUGUAGUAUGUCCCAAUGGAGUCAAGUUCAACAACUGGAAAUAAAGUUUUUGGAGCAGGUAGACCAGUUCUACGAUGAUAACUUCCCCAUGGAAAUCCGGCACCUUCUAGCACAAUGGAUAGAAAGCCAGGACUGGGAGGCUGCAGCCAACAAUGAAGCAAUGGCAAUGAUCCUCUUACAGAAUUUGAUAAUACAGGUGGACGAACAGCUGGACCGGGUUUCGCAGGAGAAGAAUCUGCUCUUGAUCCACAACCUGAAAAGAGUCAGGAAGCUGCUGCAGGGCAAAUAUCAUGGUAAUCCCAUGCAUAUAGCAGUGAUCAUCUCAAACUGCUUAAGAGAAGAAAGAAGAAUAUUGGCUGCAGCCAGCAUGCCUGUACAGGGGCCACUGGAAAAGUCUCUGCAGAGCUCUGUGGUUUCAGAACGUCAAAGAAAUGUAGAACACAAAGUAUCAGCGAUCAAGAACAGUGCUCAGAUGACUGACCAAGAUGUGAAAUAUUUGGAAGACUUGCAAGAGGAAUUUGACUUCAGGUACAAAACAAUACAGAGCUUAGAACAGAAUGACAAAAACAGCGCCCUCAUUAAACAGGAAAUGUUGGCGUUGCAGGCAAUGCUCAAUACUUUAGACUACAAGAGAAAGGAGGUGCUCAGUAAAAUAGGGCGUGUGAUCCAUGAGAUCGAUAUGCUGAUGAGCAACAUGCUGACCGAGGAGCUGCUGGACUGGAAGAGACGGCAGCAGAUCGCCUGCAUCGGGGGGCCCCUCCACGGGGGGCUCGAUCAGCUCCAGAACUGCUUUACGCUGUUAGCAGAGAGUCUCUUUCAAGUCAGAAGGCAACUAGAAAAGCUGGAUGAACUCUUGACCAGGCUGACUUACGAUGGGGACCCUAUUCCUGUGCAAAGACCUCAGCUGCUGGAAAAAGUCAACUUUCUGCUCUACAACCUUUUCCGGAACUCCUUCGUGGUUGAAAGGCAGCCCUGCAUGCCAACACACCCCCAGAGGCCAAUGGUUCUCAAAACUUUAAUACAGUUCACUGUUAAAUUAAGGUUGCUAAUUAAACUGCCAGAGCUGAACUACCAGAUCAGAGUGAAAGCAACUAUUGACAAGAAUGUUUCAACUGUAAGUAACCGUAGGUUUGUUCUGUGUGGAACACAUGUGAAAGCCAUGAACAUGGAUGAGUCUGCAAAUGGAAGCUUGUCAGUAGAAUUUCGACAUUUGCAACCCAAAGAAAUGAAAACAAGUGCUGGAAGCAAAGGAAAUGAGGGCCCUCACAUGGUGACUGAGGAACUGCACUCCAUCAGCUUUGAAACACAGGUCUGCCUGUACGGAUUGACCAUCAAUUUGGAAACCAGCUCUUUGCCUGUGGUGAUGAUUUCCAAUGUCAGCCAACUGCCCAACGCAUGGGCCUCUAUUAUUUGGUACAACCUGUCAACCAAUGAUCCUCAGAAUUUGUCUUUCUUCAACAACCCCCCUGCUGCCACUUUAAGCCAGCUCUUAGAAGUACUGAGCUGGCAAUUCUCAUCAUACGUUGGUCGUGGACUCAAUUCUGAACAGCUCAACAUGCUGGCAGAGAAACUUGUGGGACAGCAAGUCAGUUACAAUGAUUAUCAACUAUCCUGGGCAAAGUUCUGCAAGGAACAUUUGCCUGGGAAGUCUUUUACCUUUUGGGUUUGGCUUGAAGCAAUCCUGGACUUGAUUAAAAAACACAUUCUUCCUCUUUGGAUUGAUGGGUACGUAAUGGGAUUUGUAAGCAAAGAAAAGGAACGAAUUCUGCUGAAAGACAAGACACCAGGAACAUUUUUAUUAAGGUUUAGUGAGAGCAAUCUGGGUGGAAUUACCUUUACUUGGGUGGAUCAGCUAGAAAAUGGAGAUGUAACAUUUCAUUCGGUGGAACCCUACAACAAAGGUCGCUUAUCUGCCCUGCCUUUUGCCGACAUACUGCGCGAUUACAAAGUUAUCAUGGCAGACAAUGUUCCUGAAAACCCCCUGAAGUACCUGUAUCCAGAUAUCCCUAAAGAUAAGGCCUUUGGCAAACACUACAGCUGUCAGCCAAACGAAGUCUCAAAACCCUCGGAUGGAGGAGGGAAAGGUUAUGUUCCUUCUGUAUUUAUCCCAGUCUCCAAAAUCUUAAAUGACUCUACAGAACCACAUUCUCCAUCAGAUCUUCUUCCAAUGUCUCCAAGCGUUUAUGCUGUGCUGAGAGAACACCUGAGCCCCACAGCCAUUGAAACUGCUCUGAGUUCUCCUUACUCAACUGACUGAAGCGCACAUACUAGAAAAAUCAGUAAUUGUGUGAACAUUGGAUGAGUUAAAGAAGUCAUAAUCCUGUCACCUCUGAAAGUCAGCUUUUCUGGAAACCAUGUUAUUCUUAGGCCUCUUUCUAUUAUCAAAAACACAAUGAAUUUUCUCCCUAGGGAAUUCAAACAGCCUUUUGCAAGUCAGAUUUGGUGUUGUCAUUGAAAAAGACCAAAUCCUUUCUGGCUUGGGAGUCAUUUGACUUCAGUGAGGUCCCAGCAGAGAUAAAUUUUACUUGCUAAUUUAACUAAUUUCCAUAGAAUUGCUGUAAAUAUGAAUGCAUAAGAACAAAAUGUUUUGCUUCUGAAGACAGUAUGUAAAGGUAACUAAAGACAUUAAUGUGUUUGGAGAAAUUGGGAUCUAUUAUGUUAAAUACUUUCUGCUUAUGCAUAAUCUUAUACACGACUAAUUUAGAUACUAUUUCAAAGCAAAGAUUCUUGUUCCCUGACUUUGAAUGUUCCAGAGGUAUCUGGGGUUUGCUUUUCUCCAAAGAUGAAUUGCCUUCAAGAUAGAUUUUCAUUUGAUAUACCACAGUAGAAGUUGUGGAAGGCAGGUAGGCAAGGCUGGGGAGAGAAGGGUGUUCCAGAAAGGAAGCAGACAUAAAACUUGUGGUGUUAGAAAUGCUGUCUCCAUUUCUCCACUGGAAGAGAGAGUAAGUAAAACUUCCCCUCUCACAAAAUAGUUGCAGAAGUAAAUCUCUUAGGGCAGGAGGCACUCAAAUACUCCAGCAAGUACUGUCAGAAUGUCCACAAAUAGAAAAUCUUGAUCUGACACAGUUUGAAGGCUAAUCAGUCCAUGGCAACAGGGAAACAGCUUUUAAAAACAGUUACUGAAGAGCUGCAGCAUUUGCAGACCACCUGGAAACUUUUGCUGCAUGACAGGAUAUUACAUGCCUGUCACAGACUCACUUAAUAAGCAGGACAACUAGUCCUUGUAAAAAUGAUAAAUUGCCCUGUUUAAAUACUUCUUUUUUUUCUUUCAGGUGUGUUUACUCCUCAGUUUGGGUUGUUUGGUUUUGUUGUUUUGGUUUUAUUUCCCCCAGUGUUACCCCUAAAACUGCUGUUCAUAAAAUAAUAAACAGGCAACUCCAAGGCCACUGUAUUUCACAAAUGCAGGUUCAGUCAGGAUGCAAGCCUUGCCCAUAGAACACGUGGUUAAUGCAUGCAAAGUUAGUAAAACACAAACCCUGAACAUUUGCACCUUGCUGCUUUCUCAAGCAGGUAUAAAUGAGACUUCUGUGAUGGAAACAUAACCUCCUUGAAUCAGUAAGACAUAGAUUUUACUUUCAUUUUUUCUUUCAUCCAUGCUAUUUACCUUAGUUGAGAGUGAGUGAGCGGAAACAAAUUAAUGAGAUAUUUUUGUGAUACACAGAAGUAGAUUUCAAAGAAACAAACACAUCUCUGUUCAUUACACUGAGUGAUUCAAAGUAAGCUGCAUGUAAGUUCACUAAGCAUCACGUAUAAAAUAAAAGACAAGAAGAGCAAUUCUGUAUAUAGCUUGGUAGUAUCUGUAAUCUAUAUAACCAGCAUGAAUAAAAUCAGAUUUUGGCUUCAAGUUGCAUAUCUAAAACUCUGCAGAUUUUUUUCAAGGCACAGCAAAAACAGUCUUGAUGCCUUUUGGUUGACCUUAAACUGUGUUACUUAAACAGUAACACAUAAUUCUAAACCAGGAAACAUGACCUCCCCUAACCACGGCUGUUGCGUGCCUUUUCAUUCUAACCUCUUCCCAUAAUUUUAAUACAAACAAAAUGGGGGAUACCUUUAAUUUUUUUACUAUCUAAAGUUCAUGAGAAGUACUGUAAGACAAGAUCAGACAUGGCAUGCGAACCAGUCUCCUUUUUCUUUCUUCCCUGCUCUCCAUGCAAGGCAACCCUUCAAGACUCUCAAGUAUUAAUUUCAGCCCAAUAUAACUGGUGUUUCUGAACAUCAUAAUGGAUCAGGUUUUGGCAUGACAGUUCCUGCUAUUGCUUCAGAUCAGAUUGCUGCGUAGGGUAGACUUAACAUUUUGUUGAAAAGAUCUGCUUGAGAUUAUUUCAGUGCUUUAAAGGAACACUGGAAUAAUCUAUCUGUAGGAUGAAUACAUACAGACCAAGCCUCCUUCCUUUAAAAAAAAUGAGAAUUUUGUCCUUAUGCUACAAUGAGUAAGAACACAGCUCUUCAGUGAAACGAUGGUGUGGAGGAAAAUCACAAAAAAGGAGUGCCUAGAUACUACCACCAAAACAAAAACAAAAAUUGCUUUUAAGUAGUUCUACUAACUGUCCUUUUGCUGCGUUUUGCAGCAGCAAAGUAAAAAUGUGAUUGUUUUGUGCAUUGUCUUGGUGUGACACUGUAAUGAUCCUAAUUAAUAAACAUGAAACCUUCA
Taeniopygia guttata (zebra finch) is the source of this 6477-nucleotide messenger RNA. It is a transcript of the gene STAT4, whose product is annotated as signal transducer and activator of transcription 4. The record is from RefSeq and is a predicted model, not a curated record. Gene Ontology annotation, biological process: regulation of DNA-templated transcription; signal transduction. Gene Ontology annotation, molecular function: DNA binding; DNA-binding transcription factor activity. NCBI's taxonomy places the organism in Eukaryota, Metazoa, Chordata, Aves, Passeriformes, Estrildidae.